Conger conger (European conger) is the source of this 2029-nucleotide messenger RNA. RefSeq names its product pentraxin-4-like. NCBI's taxonomy places the organism in Eukaryota, Metazoa, Chordata, Actinopteri, Anguilliformes, Congridae. The record is from RefSeq and is a predicted model, not a curated record. The transcript has 3 exons. Bases 1 to 1587 code for a protein of 528 amino acids.
AUGAGUGGUUGCAGAACGAAUGUGGGGUUUCUUCUUAUUGUGUUAUGCCUGCACACACAGCCUGCCUAUAAACAGGUAGCAGCCCAAAAAAGCCAAAAGAACUUCACUGACCGACUGAAAAGGCUGGAUGACAAGUUUCAAAGAUUCAGAGAAGAGACCCUUCAUCGUCUUCGGGAUAUUGCCAUAAACUAUAAUCUCCCCCAUGAUAUGGACAGCCGUUUCCAGCUUUUGACAGACCAGUUCCAGAACAUCUCAAUUCUGUUGACUGAAUUCCAGGCGAGAGCAGCAAAUGACCUUGACAGCCUGAAAUACUGGACCAAGAAACUGCAGAGGAAGACCAAAAAACUGGACCAGAAAGUAACAGCUCUGGAAAUCACCCUGAAUGAGCAGAGGAAGCUGAGUGUAAAGGAAAGCAAAAAGCAGAGGUCUCUGUUGUUUAACCUCACGCAGCAGCUCCAGGACCACAGACGUUGGAUUGGAUCCAUCUCUGCACAUCGGAGUGAGCUGCAGGGAGGGUUUAGGGGGCUCCAGGAUGCCCUUAAAACACAGGUGGACAUUACAACUCGGCUGCAGGGGCAAGUAAAGACCCUGCUGAAAAAUAACACACUUUCUUCCAGAGUAUCAAUGAGUUCUGGAAAUUCUCUCACCUCCAACCAUACACCCCAGGAGCCUGCUCCAAGGAUCCAUGCAUCAGUCUUGGAGCAGAGCCCAAAGAGCCACCCAGCCAGGAAUAAAGUCCACAUCAAGCCUUCGAAGGGGGCUAGGCUGAAGAACAGAUUGCCAUUGCCCUUGCCUAGGCCCACCCAGGUGCUUGUGAGAACCCAGAACCGCCCCCAGAAAAAGCCUAAAUCUGAGCUGGAAGAGGAAUCAGAUGUACAUGACCUGGCCCAGCUUCCUGUUAGACACAGGAUUCCUCAGCAGCAGCAUGUACCAAGGAAAACAGGCACAAUUUGCAAUGUGAAGUCCAUGCUACACUUCCCCUCAUCCUCCAUUGAGAACUAUGUCACCUUCAAGAAGAGCUUCCUUACUGGGAUCCAUGAACUGUCUGUCUGCAUGUGGCUGAAGGUAGAAGUAGAUUAUGUCGGCACACUACUGUCCUAUGCAACACAGGAUAAUGACAACAAGCUUGUCCUGUAUGGCCGCUCCAGCAAACAGAUCAGUUUAGACUUUGUUAUUGGUGACCCGGCAUACCGGGAACUGCCCGUUGACAACAUCCUGGAUGGUGGAUGGCAUCACUUCUGUGUCAUCUGGUCCUCUAUCGAAGGCAGGUUCUGGUACUAUACUGACCGCCGCCUGACCUCCACUGGUUCAAAAUUCCAGAAGGGCUAUGAGAUCCCAGGUGGGGGUUCCAUUAUCCUUGGACAGGAGCAAGACUCCUUGGGAGGGGGCUUUGAUGAGGCCGAGGCCUUUGUUGGGAGGAUGGCAGGCUUUACUGUGUGGAACCGGAUGCUGAGUCCCGGUGAGGUAUCUGGGAUCGCAACAGGGAAAGGGCUUCCCAGGGGAGCAGUGCUUUCUCUGGAUGAUGUGGACCAGUGGAAUGGAUCAGUGCAACGUGUGAACUGUGGGUGCCUGGAACAGUGUAUGUAAACAUAUAUCACUUAGGCUGUCAUUUUGCAACCGGCAUUUCAAACUUUCAUCAAAGGCAGCAAAGUGAUCAUGAUUUUGGCUCAUGCGCAAUGUACCAUGAAUUAGAUUUAUUUAGAUGGCAAAAAAUCUGUGUUUUUACUGUUGCUUAUGUAUUCAAACAAACAUGAGCUGGAAAUAUUUUGGAUCUCAUCAUGAAAUGUUAAGCAUCAUUUGAUAUUAGGGUAAAAUGUCAGUUCAACUCUAGAGUAGUCAAUGCAUGAUUUUGUAUAGCAAGACUUUUUUGUAAAAGCUUUGCCACCUUGAUAGCCGAUUACAGUUCUCAUCCAGCUGCCAUUUUACAAAAGUUCAACCGGUGUAAAUGAAGGGCAACUAGUUCUGUGCACAGGCUUCAAAGAAAAGUACAAUUUUACAUGAUAGUUUAUGGUAGGUAAGCAAUAUGAGG